UAUAUAGCCCCUACCCCUUCCACCUCCUUUCCCCACUACAACACACACACCAACAGCCACAACAACCAAUCCACCCUAAAAUAACAAACCACCCUCUCUUUUCUCAUUCUCCCCAAACCAAAAUGGCAGCUGAAAACCACCCUUCCCCAACAUACUUCAUUCUCCUACUCAUAACCAUCACACGUUUGAUCUCCACAGUGGGCAAAACCUCCCAAUGGAAGACCAUGCUACCUCCGGAACUCGUCUCUGCUGAGGACAACAACAACAACAACAACAACGUCUUCCAAAAGCUCCGGGACGACCCGGAGGCUCUUGAAAGAGUCUCCAGAGAUUAUGGCAACCUUGUCCACGAUGUCCCCGUGGCGGUGCUUCAGCCCGCCACGGGACAGGACAUCGCGAGGUUGAUAAAGGCCUCAUACAACAGCUCCGUCCCUUUUCGCAUAGCGGCGAGGGGCCAAGGCCACUCGACGCGCGGUCAGGCGAUGGUAAGGGACGGAGUGGUGGUUGACAUGGCGGCGUUCAGAGAGAGGGGGAAUGGGGUGGGGAUAAAGGUGAGUGUGGACCCUUUGGUUGGUGAUUACUAUGCUGAUGUUGGAGGGGAACAGUUGUGGUUCGAUGUGCUUCACUCCACGCUCCUCCAUGGACUUGCACCUCGUUCUUGGACUGAUUACUUGUACUUGACGGUGGGAGGGACUCUCUCCAAUGCUGGCAUCAGUGGCCAAACAUUCCGCUAUGGUCCUCAAAUCACCAGUGUUCGUGAAAUGGAUGUCAUCACUGGAAAGGGCGAAUUUGUGACCUGCUCUUCGCAGACAAAUUCGGAGUUAUUUCACGCGGUUCUUGGAGGCUUAGGACAAUUUGGAAUUAUAACAAGGGCCAGAAUCGCUCUUGCGCCAGCUCCAAAGAGGGUUAAAUGGGUGAGACUUUUGUACAAUGACUUUUCUGCUUUCACCAAGGACCAGGAACAAUUAAUCUCAAUUUCUGGAAGGAAACAAAAUAUUGCACUGGAUUAUUUAGAAGGAUUGCUGCUAAUGCACCAAGGACCCAUAAAUAAUUGGAGAUCUUCUUUCUUCCCUUUAGCCGACCAUGCUCGAAUAAUUUCGCUUGUAACCAAACACAGCGUCCUCUAUUGCCUAGAAGUUGCCAAAUAUUAUGAUGCCCAAAAUGAAAACAAUGUAGACAAGGACCUCCAAGUUUUACUCCAAGGACUGAGCUAUAUCCCUGGAUUUUAUUAUGAGAAAGAUGUGUCAUAUGUUGAGUUCUUGAAUAGAGUCCGAAGUGGAGAGUUGAAGCUACAGUCACAAGGACUGUGGGAUGUUCCUCAUCCAUGGCUUAAUUUGUUUAUACCCAAAUCUCAAAUCAUGGAUUUUGACUCGGCCAUAUUCAAGAAUAUCAUCCUUAAAAGAAACAUCACCACGGGACCUGUCUUGGUUUACCCCAUGAACAGAAACAAGUGGGACAAUAGGAUGUCAGCAUCAAUACCAGACGAGGAAAUCUUCUACACAGUUGGAUUUUUGCAUUCAAGCGGGUUUGAUGAUUGGAAGGCCUAUGAUGCUCAAAAUAAAGAAAUCUUGCAAUUUUGUAAUGACGCUGGGAUCAAGGUUAAGCAAUAUCUUCCCCACUAUCGCACACAAGAAGAUUGGACAAACCAUUUUGGCCCUAAAUGGAGAACCUUUGUAGAAAGAAAACACCAGUUUGAUCCAAGAAUGAUUCUAUCACCUGGACAAAGAAUCUUUAACAAUUAAACUAGUUUUUUUUUUUUUUUUUAUAAAUAUUUUUCCCCAAAUAAAAAAGAUGUUAUAUAUAUAUGGUGGGACUACCCAAGUUAGCUAGCUGGCUGAGCGCAAGUGUACACAUAGGACCCAGAGUUGAGGUGAUAGCCUUUGUACUUGUUUUUGUUAAGAGGGUGGGGUUAAAAGCUGCAUGACUUUGGCAUAUAUGUAGAUCAGGUUACACAUUCUAUAGAUACGUUAGGUUGACAAAAUCAUGUGUGAAAGAUGCACACAGCUAGCUGUACCUCUCUUUCUCUCUCUCUUUCUCUCUCCCUCAGUUUGUCCAUCACUAAAAAGAUUACUAGUUUAGAUUUUAGAACCUAGUGAAGAGAAAGAAAAAAAAACGAUUAUAAUGAGGAUAUAUAUAUGUUUAUCACGUUCUAAUCCUACAUUAGUUCUUAAUGUGCAAUGAGUGUGUUUGGUG
Cajanus cajan (pigeon pea) is the source of this 2193-nucleotide messenger RNA. RefSeq names its product cytokinin dehydrogenase 3. Gene Ontology annotation, biological process: cytokinin metabolic process. Lineage: Eukaryota; Viridiplantae; Streptophyta; Magnoliopsida; Fabales; Fabaceae. Gene Ontology annotation, molecular function: cytokinin dehydrogenase activity; FAD binding. The record is from RefSeq and is a predicted model, not a curated record.